Messenger RNA from Amaranthus tricolor (Joseph's coat), 2402 nucleotides. RefSeq names its product shaggy-related protein kinase theta-like. The transcript is spliced from 13 exons. The record is from RefSeq and is a predicted model, not a curated record. Gene Ontology annotation, molecular function: ATP binding; protein serine/threonine kinase activity. Bases 357 to 1769 code for a protein of 470 amino acids. Gene Ontology annotation, biological process: protein phosphorylation; signal transduction. NCBI's taxonomy places the organism in Eukaryota, Viridiplantae, Streptophyta, Magnoliopsida, Caryophyllales, Amaranthaceae. Gene Ontology annotation, cellular component: cytoplasm.
AAAUAAAAUAAACAGCUGAGGUUCGCCAUGAUUGUAGCUUUGACCAUGCCAGAAAUGUACUGAAAGAAAUUUCAUUUAGAGAGAGAAACACCUUCGUCUAUUUUCGGAUGAGAGAGAAUGCUAGAAAUUAAAUUUAUAUUUUUCUUUAAUUUUUAUUGAAUUGAUUUCCUUUUUUGGUUUUCGAUUUUUGAUUAGUGUUGCAAAUAGAGAGAGAGUUUUUUUUUCUCUCUCUUCUCCACCUUCUUCUAUUUCUCUCUCUUGAACUUCUGGAAUUUUUUUUCUAGGGUUUGGUAUUUUGUGAAUUUAAUUUGAUUUGAAUUGAAUCUGAAGAAGGGGAGAAGAGAGAUAACGAAAAGAUGAAUGUGAUGCGUCGUCUUAAAAGCAUUGCUUCUGGUCGCACUUCGAUUUCUGAUCCAGGCGGGGACUGUAUCACAAAGAGGGCCAAAGUUGAGCAAGAAACAGAUGGAAGUUUCACUGAUGAAUCACACCCUGAUGAGAGAUGUACUACAGAAUUAGAGCAACGUGUAGCUUCAACAUCCAUGGAAGCUGUUCCAAGCACAUCUGGUGUCAAUUCUAUUAUUAAGAUGCAGAAAGUUGAUUAUGAUAAGCUUCCUACAGAAUUGCAUGGAAUGAAAAUCCAGGAUAACAAAGCAAAUAAAGGUGAUGAUGAUAAGGACAUGGAAGCAGCUUUUGUUAGUGGAACUGGUACUGAAUCUGGGCAGAUAAUUACAACUACAAUGGGUGGUAGGAACGGACAACCAAAACAGACAGUUUCUUACAUGGCGGAACGUGUGGUUGGAACUGGGUCAUUUGGUGUAGUCUUUCAGGCCAAGUGCUUGGAAACCGGUGAGCAAGUUGCAAUUAAAAAGGUGUUGCAAGAUAAGCGAUACAAGAAUAGGGAACUCUCAAUUAUGCGCUUAUUAGAGCAUCCAAAUGUUGUUCUACUGAAGCACUGUUUCUAUUCUACGACUGAAAAGGAUGAGGUUUAUCUCAAUCUUGUCCUGGAGUACGUUCCUGAAACAAUUUACAGAGUUUUGAAACAUCAUAAUAGGAUGAGUCAGCACAUGCCAAUGAUCUAUGUACAACUAUAUACCUAUCAGAUUUGUCGUUCACUCAAUUACAUACACAAUGUUAUUGGUGUUUGUCAUCGCGACAUCAAGCCCCAGAAUAUACUGGUUAAUCCACACACUCAUCAAGUCAAGCUGUGUGAUUUUGGUAGUGCCAAGAUGCUGGUACCAGGUGAACCCAACAUAUCAUACAUAUGUUCUCGAUAUUAUCGGGCUCCGGAACUGAUUUUUGGAGCUACUGAGUACACAACUGCUAUUGAUAUGUGGUCUGUGGGUUGUGUGAUGGCUGAACUUCUCCUUGGACAGCCAUUGUUUCCCGGAGAAAGUGGCGUUGAUCAACUGGUAGAAAUUAUCAAGAUAUUGGGAACUCCAACCAGAGAAGAAAUAAAGUGUAUGAAUCCAAAUUAUAGCGAGUUUAAGUUCCCUCAGAUCAAGGCUCAUCCGUGGCACAAGGUGUUUCACAAACGUAUGCCCCCUGAAGCUGUGGAUCUUGUAUCAAGAAUGCUCCAGUAUUCACCAAAGCUACGAUGUGCAGCUCUUGAAGCUUGUGCACAUCCCUUCUUUAAUGAUCUGAGAGAUCCCAAUGCAUGGUUGCCUAAUGGAAGACCUCUUCCUCCUCUUUUCAACUUCACACCCGAAGAGCUGGCUCAUGCAACACCUGAAUUGCGUGCACGUCUCAUACUAGAUCCGACAAAGAAAUGAUACUUUUCAAAAGACUGGUUGCAUCUCUGGGCAAUAGCUUUUUUUCAUUUGGUAACCCACAAGCAGUAUCACUGUGAGUGCGCUUCAGUUGAAUUAUACAGAUAUCUGAAAAUUAUAUAUUUGUGACUGAAGUCGCUUGCUCUUUCAGUGGCUGUCUGUAAUUGCGGAAAGUUUCAAGUUCAAAAGAGUGAGAUAUUGGCGACAAUGGAGGUCUUUCAGCUAUGUAUUAAGAGUUACCGACGCCUCCAUUUAUUGUGAAUUGUCGAUGUGUAAUUGUCUGUUUCUGCAUCAUCCUUUGUAAUCUUUAGACAUCAGUAAUGUAAUGGGGGAGUUUACUGUUUUGUGCAUUUUAAUGAGGUGUGUUUCAUAUUUUGUUCCAUCUCCAUUUUAAGGAGUAUUCUUCUGUAACCUUUGUAUUAAUAAUAUGAAACCAUGUCAAUUAUGCAUUCUCUGUUUAAUACCAGUACUUGUAGAGUUCCAAAAUCAGGGACCGAAUAUUUUUUCAUUUCUUAGAACUUCAAUCUCAGGUUUGGUGUAAAUCGCUGUUACUAACAGCGAAAAAAAAAAAACAGAAAAAAUAAAAGCCUAAGUCGCUUUUACUAAGAGCGACUUAAGGAGUUGACUAUUCAACUC